Messenger RNA from Lycium barbarum (goji berry), 1410 nucleotides. Its product is annotated as putative glycine-rich cell wall structural protein 1. Bases 132 to 836 code for a protein of 234 amino acids. NCBI's taxonomy places the organism in Eukaryota, Viridiplantae, Streptophyta, Magnoliopsida, Solanales, Solanaceae. The record is from RefSeq and is a predicted model, not a curated record. The transcript has a single exon.
UGGGUCCAUAAAUUAGUAAAUAUCCCACUAUCCCUAUGCACAAACCUUAAAGGCACAAUCUGGACCAAAUUAAAAAGAAAAAAAAGAAAAAAACCAAAAAAACAGAAGCCGUUAAUAUUGCUAGCAUAAUCAUGCAAUCAAACACUUUCCAAUUCAUUCUUUUGAUCAUUUUCUUGAUCUCACCUCAUUCUUUGUCCUUCAACUCCGACGGAGGAGGGAUGACCUCAUCCAAAACCUCUUCAUCCCCUAGCGGAGGAAGUGGUGCAGCUCAUGCACCUAACUGGGAUUAUACCUGGGGUCGGGGUUCUAGCCCUGGAGGAGGAUGGGGUUAUGGCUCCGGGUCAGGUAGGUCACCUGAUGGAUUAGGUCGAGGCUGGGGUUUUGGUUUUGCAUCCGGGAGUACUGGAUCCGAUACUGGCUAUGGUGGUGGUGGUGAUAAUCAUGGUGGUGGUUAUGGAGCUGGAGAUGGUUAUCGUGGUAGUGAUGGUCGUGCUGGUGAUGGUUCAGGAGGAAGAGAGAUGCCCUCGCCAGAAACACCUUCACCUUCUAGUGGAGGAAGUGGUUCAGCUCAUGCACCUAACUGGGAUUACAACUGGGGUUGGGGUUCAAGCCCUGGAGGAGGAUGGGGUUAUGGUUCCGGCUCAGGUAGGUCUCCUGAUGGAUUAGGUCGAGGAUGGGGGUUUGGUUUUGGGUCUGGUACUGGCAAUGGAUAUGGUUUUGGUUUUGGUUCUGGUUCUGGUCGUGGUGGUAGUGAUGGUCGUGCUGGUGGUGGCUCAGGUGAAUAUGGUGGCGAUAAUGCGCCAUCGAUUUCAAAGGAGAGAGAUCAUCAUGGGUAAACAUAUAUACUGUGGAUGUGUACUACUACACGUUCUUGUUACGAAUAUAUAUAAAAGAGUAUGGUAAACUUUAAUGCACGUGUGUAAUAGGGUUUGAUAUGUAUAGUACAGAGAACACCAUGAGAAUAUAUAGUAAAUGAGUAUAAUAAUGGAAUAUAUAUAUAUAUAUAUAUAUAUAUAUAUAUAUAUAUAUAUAUAUAUAUAUAUAUAUAUAUAUAUAUAUAGUUAUAUGAUGAAUGUUUACAAAAAACAUUUUGAGUUUAUAUUCUAAGAAUUAGUGAAGUUAAUGUGUUUGAAUCAAACAGUUUGAUUAUAUUUCGAGUGUUUGUGUACUGAGGAUAUGUAGCAAAAUAUAUGCAAUGCAUAAUCAAUGUAUUAUUUGUUAUACAGAUACACUGAUUAUACAUUUGUUACAUGCUGAGUAUACAUCGAAAUUGUGUUAGUGGAAUAACUAGAAGUACACUGUUAAAAUCCCUAUAUAUAAUGUAUGGUUUGACUUUAAUUGUUCCCAUAUUAUGUGAGUACUUUCCAGAACAAUUUGUUGCCUAUAUAUAUUUGACCCCGCAUUAGAUCA